Dicrocoelium dendriticum is the source of this 1733-nucleotide messenger RNA. The record is from the annotation of a GenBank genome assembly. NCBI's taxonomy places the organism in Eukaryota, Metazoa, Platyhelminthes, Trematoda, Plagiorchiida, Dicrocoeliidae.
GGCAUAUUCAAUCGGUUUGUUGAGAUGUAUCACAACGCGAUCGGAGCUCAUGUUGAAGCAAUGGUUACGGAGGGCCUGACGGACACCCAAAUCGUCCAACUGCUAGGAUGGAUUAAUUCCUACCAGUAAGCAUGUUCCACUCUUUCUCUUAAUAUGUUCUCCUUUAUGGUACGGAGGAAUUCAUGAAAGAGCCGGCCUUGGACAUUGAUUUCAGUGCUCUGACUCUACAGUAUCCGAUUAAUCUGCUACCGGAACAACAAUUGGAUUCUCUGCGAGAGCAAUACGUUUCCAAAACGGUAGAGCGCCUGCGUACUUGGCUCACAAAUUCAUUAACGAAAGAUGCAACAGACUGGCAGCGCCCCACUGCACCUGAACUUGAUGGGUCGUCUUACUAUUUCACCGGCCUCCCCGUUCUCGUGAUGACUCCUUUGAACGAGAUGAUAGGCAAGGGUAAUCUUUUGAACUUCCUCGGACGAGCUGUACGUGAGCGUUUCUUGGUCAAGUGUGUGGAUCAAAUGAGUUUCUUUGUCGGUGAAUAUGACGCUAAAUUAAAGGAGUACCACGUUGCAUACUUACAAGACCGCUCACGAUUUCGAUUCUAUAUUGAGUACAUGCUUGCCAACGCGAACAAUGCGGUCGUGAUUGCGGACAGUUUUAUUUCCGUGAUGAUGGAAGAGCUGACUGAGGAAGUACAGCUCAAGGGGCGCUUACAAUCUGAGGUUAACCUUCUGAAAAAUCAGUUUGGCGUCGUCGCCGACCAUUGUCGGUUGGCUGCAGAGGAGACGAUCCUGAUUGAUUUAAGCAACGUCAUGAAGAACGUCAUGACGCCCCAGUGGUUGCGCCCUGACGAUAUAACAGCAAAUUGCUUUUCUGGAACAUUGGCUGACUACGAUGAAACAUUGCGUCAUCUGAGACCAUCUUUAUACAAAUCUCUGGUCGAUCGACUGGCUGAAAAUGUAUUGCUGGAGUACAUGAAAGUGCUACUUACCAGGAGGUGCGUAUUCAAAUCUGAUUCGGAACGGCGACAGGCAGGGGAAAAGAUUAUCAACGAUGGUCAAGCUUUGAAAACGUAUUUUGAAGACAGUAUGAAUGUUGAGAACGAAGUUAUUGUUGCAUUCGGCGCGCUCUUUGUUGUCGCACAGUUUUUCCUCACGACAGACUCAUCCAUGCUGUCAUUGGAUGUUGCUAAUCUCAUUCGCGAAUUUCCAGACGUUCGCGCCGACCAGAUCUAUUCGCUUCUAAUGGCUCGUGGUGAUCUGCGUGCAAAUGUGGCGAAAGAGCUUGCGGCGGACGAUCCCCAUCAACCAGAAUCGAAGUUGAAACGUUCCCCUCUUUCGCUCUUCACUAAAUUAUCAGAGGCCACACGUCAUUCUUGAGCAUCCAUUUGGAUGUCAUUCCCUCAUUCGCUUUCUACCUCUGCUAUAUAUCUGUGGCUGCUACCUGCUACUACUUGUGAUGUUUAUACCUUCUAAUAACUGUCUGUAUUUUGUCUUUGCUAAUGUUUUUUAAGGUUCUUUUCAAUUGAUCAUCACCUAUCGUCUGGCCACCGGAGUUGUUUCUGUGCUUGGUAGCAGCUACCAGUUUGUUUGUUGUUUGAUCAGAUUAUCUGAGGCACGCUCUUGACUAAACUGUCUUACUCCACCAACUGUUGGCAACACGAACUGGCGUCCCGUAUAUUUGCGCCAUGCUGCUCCACUAUUUCGAAAAACCGAGAGGUCAUUAGUAGAUUCACA